Messenger RNA from Lutzomyia longipalpis, 1315 nucleotides. It is a transcript of the gene Pp4-19C, whose product is annotated as serine/threonine-protein phosphatase 4 catalytic subunit. The record is from RefSeq and is a predicted model, not a curated record. NCBI's taxonomy places the organism in Eukaryota, Metazoa, Arthropoda, Insecta, Diptera, Psychodidae. The coding region runs from base 178 to 1101 and encodes 307 amino acids. Gene Ontology annotation, cellular component: cytoplasm; nucleus. Gene Ontology annotation, molecular function: protein serine/threonine phosphatase activity. Gene Ontology annotation, biological process: double-strand break repair via homologous recombination; peptidyl-serine dephosphorylation. The transcript is spliced from 4 exons.
CUGUGAAACGUACAUAAAACUGGGAUUUGUCAUUUUUUUUGCGUUGACAGCAGAAGAAUAGACGCAAAUCGUUUUUAGGAAAUUUUAUCAUUUUCUCCCCGUGGUACUUAAGAUAGAGGAGUUUGUGUACAUUUUUUAGGAGUAUCCGCCGUAGAAAUAAGCACCUAGGAACCUACAAUGACUGACUACAGCGAUCUAGAUCGACAAAUAGAACAACUGAAGCGAUGCGAGAUCAUAAAGGAAAACGAAGUGAAGGCCCUCUGCGCAAAGGCACGAGAGAUUCUCGUCGAGGAGGGCAAUGUCCAGCGUGUGGACUCACCAGUAACAGUUUGUGGUGACAUCCACGGGCAAUUCUAUGACCUGAAGGAGCUAUUCAAGGUUGGCGGAGACGUCCCUGAGACAAACUACCUGUUUAUGGGCGAUUUUGUUGAUCGGGGCUACUACAGCGUGGAAACCUUUCUGCUGUUGCUCGCCCUGAAAGUUCGCUACCCCGACCGAAUAACCCUCAUCCGUGGGAAUCACGAAUCCCGGCAGAUCACACAGGUUUACGGCUUCUAUGAUGAGUGUAUGCGCAAGUAUGGGUCAGUUACCGUCUGGCGCUACUGCACGGAGAUUUUUGACUAUCUCAGCCUCUCGGCCAUCAUUGACGGCAAGAUUUUCUGCGUACACGGCGGUCUUAGCCCUUCCAUUCAGUAUCUGGAUCAGAUUCGUUCUAUCGAUCGGAAACAGGAGGUUCCCCACGAUGGCCCCAUGUGUGAUCUCCUCUGGAGUGAUCCCGAAGACACACAGGGAUGGGGUGUAUCACCGCGUGGAGCUGGAUAUCUCUUUGGUAGCGACGUCGUUGCACAAUUCAACACCGCCAAUGAUAUCGACAUGAUCUGCAGAGCACACCAGCUGGUCAUGGAGGGCUACAAGUGGCACUUCAAUGAAACCGUUCUCACCGUGUGGUCUGCUCCCAACUACUGCUAUCGUUGCGGUAAUGUAGCAGCAAUUCUGGAACUAAACGAGCACCUACAGAGAGACUUUACCAUUUUUGAGGCAGCCCCGCAAGAAAGUCGAGGCAUUCCGUCGAAAAAACCACAGGCAGAUUACUUCCUGUAACGCUCCCCACUUCGCCCCAAAUUCAUCUCAGUCGUCCCGCGGAUCCGGCCACGGAGCCCCCAUACAGACGCUGUGGCACAUCAUCCCCCCCUUCAUGGGCACCGAAGAGAUCCCAUAGCAUUUUUUUAUCCAUUGAUUUCUAUGUAUUUACGCGGAAUAAUCACAUGAGCGAGCAAAAGAAAAAAUUGAAUAAUAAAAUAAAUUAGAGACAGAA